Phytophthora nicotianae INRA-310 is the source of this 186-nucleotide messenger RNA. RefSeq lists its product as hypothetical. The coding region runs from base 1 to 186 and encodes 61 amino acids. NCBI's taxonomy places the organism in Eukaryota, Oomycota, Peronosporomycetes, Peronosporales, Peronosporaceae. The transcript has a single exon. The record is from RefSeq and is a predicted model, not a curated record.
AUGAAUACAUCCACGGAGAGCUUCGUUGAUUUGCUUAAUGAGAUAAACGACGGAGGAGCGCGCCAUAUGACGGAGAUAACAGAAGACGAAGGCACGAUCGACGACAAAAUCGAAGCGUCAGUUGACAUCAUGGAUACAACUCGAGAGCUCGCUCAGACGCUUUCGCCAUGGUGUCGACGCCAGUGA